Messenger RNA from Triticum dicoccoides, 1767 nucleotides. RefSeq names its product zealexin A1 synthase-like. The transcript is spliced from 2 exons. Gene Ontology annotation, molecular function: oxidoreductase activity, acting on paired donors, with incorporation or reduction of molecular oxygen; monooxygenase activity; iron ion binding. Lineage: Eukaryota; Viridiplantae; Streptophyta; Magnoliopsida; Poales; Poaceae. The record is from RefSeq and is a predicted model, not a curated record. Bases 164 to 1714 code for a protein of 516 amino acids.
UCCUCCUUCUUCCAUCGACCCACACGCUGCUAUAAAUUUGCCCCGAAACACACUUGUUUCACCAUGUAACAACCUUGUCGAUCUGCCUUGCUAGCUCGCAGCAUUCCAUAAUUUGGAAACAGCCACUGAAGCAACGUGCCACCACACCGGCCACCGGUAAACAAUGGAGCUUGUGGCACUGCCGUUGCUCGGUCUCCUGGUCUCCCUAGUCGUCGUACUAGUCAACCUCGUCGUCAAGAUUCACCCUACCCCGCCGGCGCCAGGGACAGGGAAGCGGCUGCCGCCGGGGCCACGGCAGCUGCCGCUCGUCGGCAGCUUGCAUCACGUCCUGCUGUCGCGCUACGGCGACCUGCCGCACCGGGCGCUGCGUGAGCUCGCCGGCAGGCACGGCCCUGUCAUGCUGCUCCGCCUCGGCGCGGUGCCCACGCUGGUCGUCUCCUCCGCCGAGGCCGCCAGGGAGGUCCUCAAGACGCACGACGCCGCCUUCGCCAGCCGCCACCUGACGCCCACGCUGGCCGUCUUCAGCCGCGGCGGGCACGACAUCCUCUUCUCCCCCUACGGCGACCUGUGGCGCCAGCUCCGCCGGGUGUGCGUCCUCGAGCUCCUCAGCGCGCGCCGCGUCCAGUCCUUCCGCCACAUCCGCGAGGACGAGGCCGCCCGCCUCCUCCGCUCCAUCUCCGAGGAGUGCGCCCGCUCCGGCGACGCUGGCGCCGUCGUCGAGAUCGGCGAGGGGAUGUCGCGCAUGAUAAACGACGUCGUGGUGCGGUCGGCCGUGGGCAGCCGGUGCCCGCGGCGCGACGAGUUCCUGCGCGAGAUCGACGAGUCGGUGAAGCUGACCGCCGGCUUCAACCUGGCCGACCUGUUCCCGUCGUCGGCGCUGGCGCGCUGGCUCAGCCGCGGGCUCCGGGAGACCGAGCGGUGCAACCGCCACGUGCGCGACAUCCUGAACGACAUCAUCCGCGACCGCAUCGGAGGCGGCGACGGCAGCGACAGCGAGGACGACCUGCUCGGCGUGCUGCUGAGGGUGCAGAGGGACGGCGGCGGGCAGUGCGCCCUCACCACCGAGAUCAUCACCACCGUCAUCCUGGAGAUCUUCGCCGCCGGGAGCGAGACGUCGUCCACGACGCUCGAAUGGGCCAUGUCGGAGCUGGUAAGAAACCCGCGCCUCCUCCGCAAGGCGCAGACCGAGGUCCGGGAGGCAUGCAAGGGCCAGCGCACGCCGACGGAGGGCGACACGGGAAGGCUGCGCUACCUCCACCUGGUGAUCAGGGAGACGCUGCGCCUGCACGCGCCGGUGCCGUUCCUGCUGCCCCGGCAGUGCCGGGAGCGGUGCGAGGUGAUGGGCUACGACGUCCCCGAGGGGACCAAGGUGCUGGUGAACGCGUGGGCCUUGGGCAGGGACGGGGCCUACUGGGAGGACGCCGAGCGGUUCAAGCCGGAGAGGUUCGAGGCCGAGAGCGCCGCCAUGGACUUCAGGGGCGGCGACUUCGAGUUCAUCCCCUUCGGCGCGGGGAGGAGGAUGUGCCCCGGCAUGGCGCUCGGCCUGGCCAACAUGGAGCUCGUGCUCGCGGGCCUGCUCUACCACUUCGACUGGGAGGUCCCCGGCGGCGGGAGGCCGGAGGAGCUGGACAUGUCCGAGGCGUGCGGGAUAACCGUGCAGAGGACGUCCAAGCUCGUCCUGCACGCUACGCAACGUAUUCCACUCGCAAAUUAGUGAUCUUUUUUUUUUGCAUGGCGCAAAUUAGUGAUCGAAUCCUCCUUUUUUGA